This is a messenger RNA of Panicum virgatum (switchgrass), 1328 nucleotides long. RefSeq names its product aspartic proteinase nepenthesin-1-like. The coding region runs from base 1 to 1305 and encodes 434 amino acids. Gene Ontology annotation, biological process: proteolysis. The transcript has a single exon. Gene Ontology annotation, cellular component: extracellular region. The record is from RefSeq and is a predicted model, not a curated record. Gene Ontology annotation, molecular function: aspartic-type endopeptidase activity. NCBI's taxonomy places the organism in Eukaryota, Viridiplantae, Streptophyta, Magnoliopsida, Poales, Poaceae.
AUGGCGUGCAGACCUGCUCUGCUCACGCUCGCUGCUGCAGUCAUCGGCCUCCUCCCGGCGGUGACUUCCGCGACGAGUCCUCUCGGUUUCCGCGCCACCAUCACCCGCGCGCGCCAGUAUCCCGGCAACUACUCCGCCGCGGCACGCCGCGACGGGCGCCGCCUCGCGUCCCUCUCCAACGCGGCCGCGGGAGGCGCGCGCACGAGCACGGGCACCUCCUCUCGUGGGCGUGGCCUCCUCCAGGCGCUGGUCGAGAACGGCGCGGGGGCGUACCACAUGACCCUGUCCAUCGGCACGCCGCCGCUCGCCUUCCCGGCCAUCCUCGACACCGGCAGCGACCUCACCUGGACGCAGUGCGCGCCGUGCACCGCGUGCUUCGCGCAGCCGACGCCGCUGUACGACCCGGCCGCGUCCUCCACGUCCUCGAGGCUCCCCUGCGCGAGCCCCCCGUGCCAGGCGCUGCCGAGCGCCUUCCGCGCGUGCAACGCCACGGGCUGCGCCUACGACUACCGCUACACCGUCGGGUUCACCGCCGGGUACCUCGCCGCGGACACGCUCGCCCUCGGCGGCGCCUCGUUCCCCGGCGUCGCGUUCGGGUGCAGCGCGGCGAGCGGCGGGGACAUGGACAGCGCCUCGGGCAUCGUGGGGCUCGGGCGCGGCGCCCUGUCCCUCGUGUCGCAGCUCGGCGUCGGCCGGUUCUCGUACUGCCUCCGCUCCGACGCGGACGCCGGCGCCAGCCCGAUCUUGUUCGGAUCCCUGGCGAACGUGACCGGCGGCAGGGUGCAGUCCACGCCGCUGAUCCAGAGCCCCGUGGCGCGACGCGGCCCGUACUACUACGUCAACCUCACCGGCGUCACGGUCGGUGCGACCGACCUCCCCGUCACGUUCGGGUUCACGGCGACCGGCGCGGGCGGGGUGAUCGUGGACUCCGGCACGACCUUCACGUACCUCGCGGAGGCGGGGUACGCGAUGGUGAGGCAGGCGUUCCUGUCGCAGGCGUCCGGCCUAGAGACGGUGAGCGGCGCGCCGUACGACUUCGACCUCUGCUUCGCCGCUGGUGCCGCGGCCGCCGCCGUGCCCGUGCCGAGGCUGGUGCUGCGCUUCGCGGGCGGCGCGGCGUACGCCGUGCCGCGGCGGAGCUACUUCGACGCCGUGGACGAGCGCGGGAGCGUGGCGUGCCUGCUGGUGCUGCCGACGAGGGGCGUGUCCGUGAUAGGCAACGUGAUGCAGAUGGACCUGCACGUGCUCUACGAUCUCGACGGCGGGACCUUCUCCUUCGCGCCGGCGGAUUGCGCUAGCCUUUGAUUCAGUUGUUGUCCACUCACAGC